This is a messenger RNA of Aphanomyces invadans, 243 nucleotides long. RefSeq lists its product as hypothetical. Bases 1 to 243 code for a protein of 80 amino acids. The record is from RefSeq and is a predicted model, not a curated record. NCBI's taxonomy places the organism in Eukaryota, Oomycota, Saprolegniomycetes, Saprolegniales, Verrucalvaceae. The transcript has a single exon.
AUGACAGCUUCCCACCAAGCCGUAUACGACCGCAUGGUCGACAUCCUCGGCGAAGGCGACACCCAGUCGAUCUUGUCCCCCCUCUCCGUCGAUGCCCGAGCGCGACUUCUUGAGGGCAUCGGCAUCACCCUCAACGCAACGACACAACCCCUCGAAGCUCGGAUCAGCCAGCUGACCGAGGAAGGUCGAGCCCUCGAAGAAUCGCUCCACCAGAGCGAGGGCCAAGCCGUAGCAAUGCGCUAA